GUUUCACUUUAAAAAUGGCCGUUGUUUCAUAUCCAUGAACGCCGAAAUAUGAUCAAAACUAAUAAGCUGCUAAGGUUAAAAACGAAAACAGGCCGACUUCUUGAUGUUGUGCGGGAACACUAUUUGCGGAAAGAUGUUCCUUGCCACAGUGAAGUUUGUGCAGUUUGCGAACAAGGCAACGGAACUUUGCUUUGUAAAUCACUGACUCAUUACGUUGUUCCUGAUUGCCAGGUUUCAAGGCUGUUUCUUGAAAUAUUUGAGAGUGAAGAAAUUCAAGGAGUAAUUUUCUUUGAAACAGUGGUUAAUCAUGUCCAGCAUCAAGGAGGGAGAAAACUUCAAUCUCAACUAAAAGAUAUUGUGAACGAUAACAGGCAGCAGAGCAUCAUAUUCAGUAAUGAGUUCUGUGAUGGGGCUUAUGUUGCCAGGGAACCCAGGGAGUCUUUGGAAGAGUGGCAGUGGAGGUGCAUUUACACUGGUGCUGUUUGGUAUUAUAAUCAUUUAAACCAAGCUAUGCCCCUUGUGAUCUUAACAGAAGACCAGCAGAUUGUGGAAAAGUAUGGAAACAAGUCUGCAGGAGUGUUUAUCAUGAGAACUGAGGACUACCUUACUGAUUUCUAUCCCACUUGUCAAUCAAUUCUGGAGUUGUAUUAUUCUCUGGCUGCUGUAAAUAAUGAAGCAAAUGAAUCAGUGAGUGAAGCAUCCACAAAGGAAUAUCAAGAAUACUUACCAGCCGAAGUUCUUGAAGCUGGAAUUAAAGCUGGUCGUUUCUUGCAAGGAUGUCUCAAUGUCAACAAACAUUGUGCACAAGAUGAGGCAUUUGUUCAAAAGUCAGGCAAAGGUAUGUCAGACAGUAAGGACUCACUAGACUCUUAUGUACUCAUCACUGGCGUGGUGAACAG
Molecule: messenger RNA, 899 nt
Organism: Pocillopora verrucosa
Lineage: Eukaryota; Metazoa; Cnidaria; Anthozoa; Scleractinia; Pocilloporidae
Source: RefSeq, a predicted model, not a curated record